Messenger RNA from Ornithorhynchus anatinus (platypus), 2217 nucleotides. RefSeq names its product POF1B actin binding protein (gene POF1B). The record is from RefSeq and is a predicted model, not a curated record. NCBI's taxonomy places the organism in Eukaryota, Metazoa, Chordata, Mammalia, Monotremata, Ornithorhynchidae. The transcript has 16 exons. Bases 153 to 1937 code for a protein of 594 amino acids. Gene Ontology annotation, molecular function: actin filament binding. Gene Ontology annotation, biological process: epithelial cell morphogenesis; bicellular tight junction assembly; actin filament organization. Gene Ontology annotation, cellular component: actin filament; bicellular tight junction; adherens junction.
UCAUCUGCCUUGGGAUCCUUCCCCCCCUCGCCUCCAGACCAGGCCCGCCUCAGCUCGGGCAACUGCCUACCGGCCGCCUCCCGCCACCCUCUGCCACCCCGGGGUCUCCGGCUGCCCCCUCACGGCCCCGUCCCGAGCUCGCCGGGGCCGAGAUGAUGACCUCCAGCUACUGGAGUGAGACCGGCGGCUGCGGGAACCAGCAGCACCUGCCUCAGUGCCAGCCGCCGCAAUGCCAGCUGUUGCAGUGCCAGCCCGCUCCCCCGCCCCACGUCCACCGCCAGCAGCAGUGCCAGGCCCAGGCGGGGGAGAAGAACGUGGUCUACGAGAGGGUGCGGACCUACAGCGGCCCCGCCAACAAGGUGGCCCAGGCCCUGGACCCUCUGGGCUCCCCCCGGGACACGCUGUCUCCCCUGCACACCGCCUCCUCCCUGCAAAACCUCGUGUGGACCGGCGACCACCCGCAGGAAGUACAGUCUCCAACGAUGAAAGUAGCUACCUGCACCCCAGCCACUCUUCACAUAACGCACAACACUGAGCAGGAGCUCCACUCCCCCUCGGUGAGAGUGACCAGCUACCCCCAGACCACCAUCAGGAGAUACGUCGUGCAGAACCCGGACCAGGACGUGUUCCUCAGAGGGGCCAAUUUCAUCCCCGGAAACAAUGUCAUCUACGAAAAGACCAUCAGGAAAGUCGAGAAGCUGAAUCCUGAGGAAUGCUACCCCAAGCUGCAGUGCCAGCGCCAGGUGGUCCAGCAGUGCGUCCAGGCUCAGCACGGCGGCCAGCACGGUCAAGUCCUCGCCGGAAGCGGCUCGGCCUCCGGACACGCCGGGACGGACCCGUGGAGCGGCGGCCGCCUCGGCCAGACCCACCUGCAGAGUACCAGCUUGCAGGAAAUCGACAGCGGCCCCGAGAAGCUGGACCCCAAGUAUUUCGGGGAGCUGCUCGCCGAGUUGAGCCGCAAAAACACCGACCUGUACCGCUGCCUGCUGCAACACGUGCAGAAAAUCGGAGGAAGAAAGCAGGACUUCGGCUCGGAGACGGAGGACGUCGAGUCGCUGAUCCCCAAAGGACUCUCCGAGUUCACCAAGCAGCAACUCCGCUAUAUCCUGCAGAUGAUAGGGACGUCGGAGAAGUCCCACCGGCUGGUCCUGUCCACCUUCAGCAGCCUGCGGGAGGAGCUGGGCCACCUGCAGCACGACCUCACGGCCCUGGAAAACGACAAGAUCACCCUGGAGAAAAGCCUGGCUUUCAAAGACACACAGAUAAAGGAGUAUGAGGCGCUCCUGGCGUCGGUGAGAGCCAACAACCGCCAGCAGCAGCAAGGACUCCAAGAUUCCAACGCAAAAUGCCGCGAGCUGGAGGAAACCAUCCUCUCCCUCCGGCACAGCCAGUCGGACGCGGAGUAUCGCCUGAAGGAACUGGAGUACGGCAAACGGAACCUGGAGCAAGAGAACAAGAACCUCAGAAUUCAGGUUGCGGACACUUGCACGGGCCCGAUGCUCCAGGCCAAAAUCGAUGAGAUCUCCAGCCACUACAUGGAGAUGGUCAAGAACCUGAGGAUGGAGAAGGACCGGGAGAUCUGCAAGCUGAGGACCCAGAUCAACCAGUUCCAGAAGGACGUCUCCCGGAGAGAAGGGAGCUGCAGCGACUUCCAGAUCAAGCUUCACGAGCUGACGAGCAUGCUGGAGGAGAAGAACGCUGUCAUCAAACGGCAGAUGGAGGAACUCUCCAGGCUGAGGCAAGAGAUUUCGUCGUCCUCCUCCUCCCACCAACAGUCCCUGGGAUGCUCAAAGAAAACCUUCACCACCACCAGGAAGUAUAGAACCCAGUACCCUAUCCUGGGUCUCCUGUACGAUGAUUACGAAUACAUCCCGCCAGGCAAGGACAGAGAGACCAUCGUCAUCGAAAACACGGAGGAUAAGUGGAUCUGCCCGUGAAGACCCCACUGCCCAGAGAAGUUCCCGUCCAAACAACUGCACCGUCCGUUUGCCUCUUCCCGUUUCCCCAUCAGCUAAAUCUUCCGGCCGAUUCCACGUCGGCACCCUCUCGCCGGCGGCUUCUCCGGCCAUCUUUCCGGCUUCCUCCGUGAGCAGGGCAGGUCGGCGGCGGUCCAGGAAGCUUCCGGAAAUCGGGACGGCUGGGGCCGCCGAUUCCUUCACGGGGUUUCCUGGGCGGCGGGGACUCUGGCCCUUUUAAGGACUCCUGCACCCAUUCUAA